Messenger RNA from Phaedon cochleariae (mustard beetle), 954 nucleotides. Lineage: Eukaryota; Metazoa; Arthropoda; Insecta; Coleoptera; Chrysomelidae. The record is from the annotation of a GenBank genome assembly.
AUGAAGCGACGAACCAGCUCACCCGGCUUCAUUGCGGUUGCUCUCCCGCUAUCGAAAAUCGCAGUCGACUAUGAAAUGAAAAAUGACGAUCAGCAGGUCGACGACACGUUUCUUCGCUCUCAUCCUAACCAUACGAGAUAUGUAAUUACAGAACUUCUGCAGAGCGAUCUACACAAAAUUAUAAUUUCACAUCAACCUCUGUCACCGGACCAUAUAAAAGUGUUCUUGUACCAGAUACUUAGAGGGUUAAAAUAUUUACAUUCAGCUAGGAUAUUACAUAGGGAUAUUAAACCUGGAAAUCUACUCGUAAACAGUAAUUGUGUUCUAAAGAUCUGUGAUUUCGGCUUAGCGAGAGUAGAAGAACCCGACACUUCCAAACAUAUGACGCAAGAAGUUGUGACGCAAUACUACCGAGCUCCAGAAAUUCUCAUGGGGGCGAAACAUUACACAGCUGCUGUCGAUGUCUGGUCAGUAGGUUGUAUUUUCGGAGAACUGUUGGGGCGAAGAAUUCUCUUCCAGGCGCAAAACCCCGUUCAGCAACUGGAACUCAUAAUGGAACUGCUGGGCACCCCUUCCUUAGAAGACAUGAAAUACGCAUGUGAGGGUGCAAGGUCACACAUACUGAGGAGAGCGCCAAAACCACCAUCGUUGUCUGCCCUCUACACUCUGUCGUCGCAAGCAACCCAUGAAGUAGUGCAUUUGUUAUGUCAAAUGUUGGUAUUCGAUCCUGACAAACGAAUCUCGGUCGUGGACGCCCUAGCACACCCUUAUCUAGAUGAAGAGGAGAUGCACAAAUUCAUAGCGGAACAGCUGAACACGAGCCGGGUGCCUCUGUGCAUCAACCCCCAAUCUGCGGCGUUCAAGAGUUUCGCCAGUUCGACAGUCGCCCACCCCUCAGAAUUGCCCCCUUCCCCCCACCAGUGGGAAUCGCCUAGGUUGGUGGUGCGCAGAUAA